Messenger RNA from Penicillium taxi, 1938 nucleotides. RefSeq names its product ATP-binding protein. The transcript is spliced from 3 exons. The record is from RefSeq and is a predicted model, not a curated record. NCBI's taxonomy places the organism in Eukaryota, Fungi, Ascomycota, Eurotiomycetes, Eurotiales, Aspergillaceae. Gene Ontology annotation, molecular function: ATP hydrolysis activity; ATP binding. Bases 1 to 1938 code for a protein of 645 amino acids.
AUGUCGGAAAUUAAUGUCAAGGAAAAGAUCGAAACUCCUCCAGUGGAUGGAGAGGUUACCUCUGAAGAGACGACAUCUGGACAAGCCACACCUGAUACCACAACUGAAGAAGAGAGCGAUACCAAAACUGACAAGGACGAUAAAGUCAAAUAUGAACCUCAAGGCUCAAUUUGCAAAGUUCACAAUGUUUAUCAAACCAUGCCCGACGAUGCCGGGCAGACAUCCUGGACCAAAGAUCUACCCGAAAGCCUCAUCGCUCCAGCCGAAGACGCAGACUCCGCCCAGUACGCAUUGAUCAUCAGAAACGCAAAAUGCUACGAUGGUCGCAAAAGCCUCAAGAUUCACUCUGUUGUUGUUCAAAGUGAACCUCUAAAGAAAUUCUUAGGCAAAGCACUGGAGGGGUACCCCGGUGUCACAACCACAUUGCAACGUCUUGAUUUCACCGCGCCAUUCAAACCGCUAGUCCACCGGUGGGACGAGCUAAUCAAGGCCCGAGAUGAGGAAGAGGAUGCGACCACUAAGGAGCAUGUGGAUCUGUUCUACAAUAUCUUCGAGGAGGAGCUCCGGGAUGUCCUUGCCAGCAAAAAAGACAUGACUUCCAACGGUGUGAUUACCCAUGAACUGUUGUGGACUAUUCUUGAGCCUGACGGUUUAAUUAUCAACACAUCUUAUGGCCGUACUCGUGCUUUUCUCUUCGACGAUGCCAGCAUUGAUUGUCGAACGAAGUCUUGGAUCAUCAGUGCCAAUUACAUUGAGUACGACGGCGUAUCAUUCGGAUUUGACGAUGAGACCUUCAAGGUACCUUACUUCAUUGGAACCAAGCCGAUCACAUCACUGCCUAUCUCUCCAUUGAAAUAUCACGCCAACAAGGACACUAUCCGGAACACUCUGCUUGCCCAGGGCAAGGCCUGGGAAGAGCACAAGGGUUUCCACUAUAAGCAAUACGAAGGCCUUGCCUUUGGAUUUUUCUACCGCGAUGGCUGCGAAGAUGUUGUCAGAUAUCAAGUCAAAAGCCGGAUCAUCAUUGACGCAGAGGCUUUCGGUAUCUUCCAUACCGAAAAGUCGAUAUAUGUUAAUAAUGAGAAUGUCGAUGAUGUACUGACCGAUGAGCAACGAAUCGUUGCGUCCGGAAUGGUUUAUGGUUAUUCUCUUAAAGAUAAGGAAUGGUUGAAGUUCUACCUCGACUCCACAUCGGAUAUCGAGUGGAAUACUCGCGCCUUUGAUUCUCUGGUUCUGCCAAAGGGUCAAGAGAAUCUGAAGGAGCUUAUUCUGGCCUUUGCCCAGGCACAGUCUAAGCAAGUGGAUGACUUUGACGAUGUGGUCCAAGGCAAGGGUCGUGGAAUUAUCAUGCAGUUGAGUGGUCCUCCUGGUGUGGGAAAGACUCUUACUGCAGAGAGUGUCGCUGAAGUGAUGAAGGUGCCUCUUUACUCUAUCAGCGCCGGUGAUUUGGGCACCGCAAACUACGAAGUGGAGAAGAAGCUCAAGGAUAUCUUACGCAUGACUCCUCGUUGGGGUGCUGUCCUACUUAUUGAUGAGGCAGAUGUGUUUAUGGAGGCCAGAUCUCCAGAUGAUCUUGUGAGAAAUGAGCUUGUCUCAAUUUUCCUACGAUUGCUCGAGUACUACGAGGGAAUUCUAUUCCUGACUACCAACAGAUCUGAGCACAUUGAUCCUGCAUUUGAAUCUCGUAUCCACGUUUCAAUCGCAUAUAGCGAUCUUGAUGUAAAAUCAAGACGCCACGUCUGGUCUCAAUUCUUGAAUGGAUCCACCAAGGCUGAUGUUGUUUCUGAGGAGGAGCUGGACAACUUAUCAGCAGUGGAGUUGAACGGUCGUCAGAUCAAGAAUGUGAUCAAGACAGCCAGUCUGCUGGCGUGGUCAAAGAAUACAUACCUCCAAUAUGAGCACAUCCAAAAGGUACUGAGUCUUCGAGAACUCAAAUAA